Ostrea edulis (European flat oyster) is the source of this 6466-nucleotide messenger RNA. RefSeq lists its product as uncharacterized. NCBI's taxonomy places the organism in Eukaryota, Metazoa, Mollusca, Bivalvia, Ostreida, Ostreidae. Gene Ontology annotation, cellular component: cytoplasm. Bases 261 to 5240 code for a protein of 1659 amino acids. The transcript is spliced from 5 exons. The record is from RefSeq and is a predicted model, not a curated record.
GCAACAAUGGGGUACAGUACUUCUCACAUACAUGUUGGCAGGAAGUUGAAGAACAUGCAUUAUGUAAUUACAAUUAGGAUAGGCAUUUCCGAGGCUUGUGAUAGAGACUUCUUAAAACUUAGUCAAAUCCAUUAAUUAAGGUGGAAUAUUUUUGAAAGGGUAAAAAAAGUGGGGAUUACAUGUGAAAACCAUAAAGUAAAAAAUGCAGUUGUAAACUACCCGGGGUGUGUAAUAUAGAUGCAGAUUUUAGUUUAUUGGAGAUGGCAGAGAAAAUCCGUCCGAAAAAUGGUGGUCGUCGUGACCGGAAGAACAGGGACAGUGACAGCAGAGCUAGGUCCCAAGAUACCACCAUUAACAUCUACCACACAGAACAACAUGGUGAUAACAACGCUGUUUUUAUGUCUCCCUCGUCCUCUGGCAGUGGAAUGGCAGGGCUUUUAUCCUCGGACAAUCCCUCUACGAAAAAGAAUUUGCUAAUAGGUAUGGUUAACAGCAUAAUCAAUCCGCAAAACAUUGGAAAGCCACCAUAUAUGUCAGUCCAAGAAUUUAGAGUGAAAUUCAAAGACACAUACAAGGAAAGGUUUGAAGAAAUGUCAGGUUCUAACAUUUCCAAGUUUGUUGAUAUAAAUAAACAUCAGUUUGAAACAUGUGUGGACAACAAUCAAAAAAUGAUGAUAAGAGCAACAGUAAGGAAGGCGUCAAAGAAGAAAAAGAAGACACGAAGAGGUAAUGUACCUGUAAUGACUGAAGAUAUCUCUGAAGCCGAGUAUGUGACUGCAGAGUCUGAACAUUGCUCGGAGGAUUCAUCUGAAGAAGAUUCACCACACGAUGAUGCAUACUUAGUAUCCUGCAGAGAAAGAACAGGCCAGAUAUCAAGUGAGAACUCUGAUAGCGAUGAUUAUACCAAAACAGUGAAAGAGAGUGAUCCUAUGUACACAGAAUGGAGACAGGCACGAAAACAUCGCAGUCGAGCCUGUUCUUCUGACACUUUCUCGCAAUCUCAACAUCAGCAACAUGCAGGACAUCAAAAACAGUAUCACAGAGCGAUGUCAGAAGAGGAAAAGAGAGACCUACUCAGAAGACUUCUUCAAAGAAAAGCGUCUCAUGAUUUUAUCAUCAAGCAAACUGUUGUUGAAUAUAGAGACAAUUCUUGUAAUUUAGCCAUUGAUAUUGUCAGUUUGUGGAAUACAAAUGCUCGUACGACUUCAUAUUUAGUAAUAAGACUUGAUGAGCAAGUAGAUAUGCAGUUAUUAACUAAGUGUAUCAGUUUAGAUAAUUUUACAUCUUUACCUCAAUACCAAUACUUUGAAGUUGAAUAUAUGAAGAGUCGGUAUGGAAUUUUUGAAAUUCCUUCAAGUCACGGGGCUGGCCAACCAGUUAUAACAAAAGUCAAUAUGAAGCAUACUGAACCUUUGACGGCUAGUUGGGAAGGCAAUCAGUUAUGGAUCAGGCAAUCAACAUCUUCACGGGCUCUUUCCCUAUCAGAUCCAUUGCUUGCCAUGAUAUAUCAAUGGUUUGCUGGUGCCCAGGAUCCAAGCUAUUCAACCAAACCAAAAAGUAAUAGAAAGGAAGAAAGUCUUCCAGCCAAUGGUAAUCAGACAGAAAGCAAGGGAUUAAACAUUGAGAAAAACAGAAAUGCAUUGGAGAACUUCCGAACUGCUGUGAGAGGGUUUGCAAGGGGACAAUAUAUACUUCUAGCUGGAAAUAUGCCUAAAGGACUGCAAAACAUGGAGGCAAUAUCCAACGUACCUUGGAUUUAUGUGUUUGAUUUUGAUGUGACAAGUAGAGAUUCAGGUCUUCUUUGUGUAAAUGAAAAUUUCAUUAAGAAAAAAAGAUCUCUUCAUCUUACAAAUUGGAUGCAACCUCCAGCGGGAAUAUCUGAAAAUGGAACAUCAUGGACAUUUUUACGUGGAAGAAGAGACAAUCCUGAAAGUGUCUUCAAAAACAACAAUGACUUACGAGAAUGGCUACAGAAAGUUAAAGGAAACAUGGAUUCACAUAUAGAGCAAAUUCAGAGAUAUAUUGAAGAUUACACAGUGGUGACUGUGAUAAUGUUUUGGCCAGAAGAAGAAAAUUUAACACAGUACAUGCAUAAAUUUCUAACUCGACUCGAUGAAGGUCUCGAUCCGAAACCAAAAAUAAUAUUAUGCAUUCCUGCUAAACCCGCAACUCACGUUGGAAAUUCAAUUCUUACAGUGUUGAAAAACGAACUGGGUGAGAAUCUUACAAUCAUUGAUUGUGAAUUAAAACGUCUCUGUGGCUGUAUCAUUGAUAUUACCAAAGACCAUCAAAUUCCAGCAAACAUAAAAUACACUUUACCAACUGCUGAUGAUUUAAGUGAUCCAUCGAUCGAAGACAGUGACGCUGCAUGGCUUAGAGAAGAACUUGAAGUCUUGUAUCUUUCAAAUCCAUACACAAAAUGCAAACUAGAUGUAAACGCUCUAGAAGAGGAAGGUGAAUCUUUUUUUCGAGGAGGUUCCUUACACUGGUUUGCCUGGUACGAAGUGGGAGCUGGUCACUUUGACGCACAGCGUGAUCUCAUGAUGGCCGUUAAGAGGGACAUAAAGGUAUUCAUUGAGGAAAACAGAUCAGGAGUGGUAACACUUUAUCAUGCACCGGGCUCUGGAGGAACGACCUUGGCCCAACGAAUACUCUGGGAUUUCCAUACAGAGAUUCCAUGCGCUCAUGUGAAAUUGAGAUCUACCUUACCAAUAGGGACUCUCGUUGAGCGUAUUGAAAUGAUAUAUGCAAAGACACACAGACCAGUCUUGUUGUUGCUUGAUGGUGAUGAUGAAGUGAAAGUAAAACAUCUAAUUAGAACACUUAAAACCAACUACAGAUGUUACAUCAUCAUUUUGUACGUGAAACGGUAUCCAUACAAGCAACAGAAGAGUAAUAAACUUUUUCUGCAAGGAACCGUUUCCAAUCAAGAAGCAAAACGAUUGGCACUGAAAUUUAAGAAUCAAUGCAAAGAUGAUUCAAAGAAACAAGAACAAUUGAACACAUUAUGUGAAGAUGUAGGAAAUGGAAGACAGCAUCUUGUGUAUGAAUUUGGACUUGCAGCAUACCUACAUGAAUUUAAAGGCAUUGGCAAAUACGUGAAAGGCUAUUUAUGGCCAGCAAAGAAUAGCGAUAAGGAUGCAUAUUCUUUAGGAAGGAGGCUGCUAUCGUAUCUGGCCUUGGCUUACUAUUAUGGUCAGACUGCUUUACCUCUGCAGUUCUUCUGUGGCAUGCUUCACAAACCCUCCAACUACAUCAUUGGCAUUGAGGAUCUGCCACAACCGGUCUCCCAGUUCAUAGUGUUUGAUAAAAACGAAUGCAAAUCAAAUAAUAUACGAGUAUGUCAUUAUCUUAUAGCCAAGGAAAUUCUGGAGCAGGUUCUUGGUAAUGGUUCUGAGGAAAGAAGCUCACAGCUCUGUUUGUCAGCAAGGCAGAAACUGGCAGAUUUCUGCGAAGAGUUUAUUGACUAUUCAAGCAAGAAAAGAUUGAAACCAGGAAACAUAGUUUAUAUUCUAACGAGGAUUUUUAUUUUUCGGGACAACAAAGAUAUGGGCGAUAAUGCAGAACAAAUUCGGAAAAAACCCGUUCUUUCCAAACUUAUGUCUGAUAUUAGUUCGAGGGGACCACUCUUUACGGAACGUCUGAAUGUUCUCAAAAAAUUAACGGAAGCCUUCCCCAAUGAUCAAAAUUUUCAUGCACACCUUGGUCGCUUUUAUGCAUAUUGUCGACCGAAUGAAGACGACGAAGCUGAAAAAUGUCUGCAAAGAGCUACGGAUAUAUGUGAGAAACAAAUUGGAAAUAAAAGAAAAGAUGAAUUGGAUGAGAAACUUUUGCAAUCAUUGAUGCAUGUGUAUCAUAUGUAUGGAACAAUAUUGCAGAAGAGGAUUGCUAGGUACACUGGGCAGUCCCCAACAGAUGAACCAGACAUUAAAACGAUGGAGGGGGAGUUUGACGAGAGACUACAAGAACUUAUUCGUAUAGCUAAAUCGUCUUGUGAAUAUUUCAAGAAAUGUAGACUUUACACACCCGAUGGCCAGGAAUCAUGCUAUGGGUUUGUUGGUGAGAUAACGGUUCGUCUGCAGAUCUGUGAUUUUAUCGAAAGAAAUUUCGAUGAGGAGAAUGACUCAUCAGGAAUAAAGGCAUAUCUUUCCUCAAGUGAAACGAAACAUUGUACUGGGAGGAAAUUUGUGAAGAAAAGUAUUUACUGUGUAGACAAUUUGCUCAUGGAGUGUUUCUACACGUUAGAAGAUGAUGAUAUCGACCACUCCGUACAAAAAGUCAUAUUUUGGUAUAACCAUCUUUUCAGUAAGCAUGCUGUGAAUUUAGAAGACAUUGCAGAAGGAGACGAUAUCCAUGCGUACAGACUUCAGAUAGCGGCAAAGAAACUGAAGUAUAGUUGUGGGGAAUCAAAUUUAGCCAUGCUUGAAAAAGUAAGCAAGGAAGAAGACAUAACUGCGAUCGUUCAGUUGUACGAAACAAUAUUCAGGGAAACUGUAUCCAUUGAAAGUAAAUCUGUAUUGGAUAGAGAUUACACGGAAUGGAUAUUUGCUGUAAGGCAUAGACUGUUUCCUCCAAUAUACCCCAUUGAGUCAGUAUUAGAAUACGUCCGCAGGUGGCAUGAUGCUUUACAUUCUCCGAUGUCAAAAUUUUAUUUAUUUAUUUUGACAAGUCUGCUUGGGUUUGGCAAGAACAACACAAAAGGAAGCAGUGAAUUUUUAUCAGAAGCAAACAUUCUAAAGAAGGAGAUGGAGAAAGUGAGCAAGUACGUUUUGAAGCCAAAAUAUCCACGAGAAUGGCUGCGAAAAGACGGAGAAGGAAUUAAAACGUUAGAACCAGGUACACGGUUUUUAGGGUAUGUUAUAGAUGAUCGUAACCUCAAAGAAGAUAUAUAUCAAACGCUCAGAAUUUGUAAAGGCACCAUUUGUGGUCCAAACAACAAGAAACUAGGAGGAUUCAUUUCACUAGAUCUCGGCAACAAUGUAGUUCCAGUGAGGGUCUUCUACAUUCCUAACAAAGCAAACUUAGCGAGCACUGCUCAUGCCGAAAAACGGGUUGAAUUCAUUCUGGGGUUUAGCUUGCAUCAUGGUUGGGAAGCAUUUAAUGUACGUCUUCUCAAAAAGCACCAGUGUCCCAAGCCGCGAUGCAAUGCUCAUGUAGAGGUCACCAGUGUGGACGAGAGUGUGAAAUGUCCAGGCUGUCAAAGGACCAUCUACAGGGAUGAAUUUACAGAGGUGUCAUAAUGAAGGAGGAAGUUCUUCACUCGUAGAACUAUUUGGUUUUUUAACCUCAGUAGAUGAGCGUGGAUAUUGAUCAGCAGCAGUUCUACAUGUGUAUGUACCUUAGUACUCGGUUUACUAGUGUUAUCAUUUAAACAACAAUUGCUGAUUCAGAGAACGAUGGUUUCUAAAUUAAUACAUACAAUACAUGCAUUUAAUUGUUUUGGUUAUGUAAUAUAUUGUUAUUGAUGAAGUAAUUCAAUCAGAUAUUCAUCAAUUAUGCUAUGUCCUAAUGAAAACCAUUUUACUGGGAUCAUUUUAGAAAUACAUCGUGAACAGUACUAUUUCACUGUAUUUCCUUUUUGAAAUGUUUUUAUACAUGCAUUCAUAUUGGACUACACGUAUAUCGGGUAUUUUCUUCGAUUAUCCAUACGAUAUUGCAAAAUCAUUUAUAUACAUGUAUAUGUAUGUAUAAGUAUGUACAUGUAUAGGUGUAAUGCAACGACAGAAACAAUUUACUACUUCUUAGGUAUUCCAUGAGAGGGUAUUGUAGUCGCCCACUCGAACACAUAGUUUUUCUCUGGCUUCCUUCUAUAACAAUGACCAUUUCGCGCCAUUGUUUGAACCGACGAGGAGAAUUGAUAGAAGUUGUAGAAUUGUUUGUUAAUCGUCGUAAAAUAAAGUUUAAACUAUCUUUAAGGGAUCAAAUUGCAUGGGGGGAAAAUCAACCGUAUAAAAUUCCCGUUAUACAGUAGCGUGAUCAUCUGUUUAGCACAUCUUUGAAAUGCAUUCGAUCGUGUUGUAAUUGGUGUUGACAAUUUAUUUCCAUGUAUUGCUUUGUAUGCAUAUGUCAUAUCACAUGUAUGUUCUCUGUUUUCAUUAAAAAGUACAGUGAAAAUUGCCUAAUUCAACACCUGUGCAAUCCGUUUCACUGGGAAUUCCGACCUUUAUUUUCAUUCUAAAUGUUCUUACAAUGUGUAUUCGGACACGCUGUGUAUUCUGACAAAACAAUGAUCUCCCAAUGUAUGUCGGAUUAUACAGGUUUCACUGUACAUAGGUCAUUACAAUAAUAGACCUGAACGCGACACAGUCCAUAUGUUAUCUUUUAGGCAGUUUACAGAUUCUCCGAUUAAGUCUAGAAGUUCUGAUGUACCGGUGUAACAAAUUUACGUACUUUGUAACACAUCUCUUUAAUUAUACCCAAUUCACGAUGGGUAUGAAAAGUAUAAAAACAAUUUUUGAAUUUACAA